AUGUCAUUUGUGGGAGCCGGUUUCUUGACCCCCUACCACCAUUCCCAUUCCUUUGCCGGUUCGCCGAAGGACAGGUCGAAUAGACCUAGUCCAAAAGACGAAUACAAGACUCAGAAGCCAGAUGGCGUUGAGACCUCCAGUCCGACUUCUAGCGGAGGGGCCCAAGGACGAGCAGGCCAAAACCGAAAGCGCCUUGUAUUUGCGGACCCCGUCGCCUUUCGCUACCUGGAAGAAGAUCCUGCAACCGAUGCUAUAGAACGAUGGAGGCGUCUCGAAGGGUACGAGAUGUACGUGGUAGAGCAAUGGGCCUGCUCCAGAAGUCAUCCUACAUUUAUCAUUUGCACCUACACGGGCGACCCUUCACAUUCAAUCUUGGUGAAUGUCCUCGCUGUGCCCAGUGACGAAACUACAUGGUCUCAAAGAUUGCAGGUCUACUUUCAAGCCGUCUCUCAAUAUCAUGCGAAGGAGAAGGACACUCCUUUGGGUGCCCUCAUGGUCACCAACCUGAGUGGAUUUCCAUCAGCCCUUACCGUGAUUCCUGUUCCGGAUGGCGACGUCAGAAAGCACCGAGAUGAUUUUAUCGUCAACGAGGACCUCAAACGAAUGGGGUGUUCGGGGAGAGCUGGCAUCAAUCUGCAACCUCCUCAAUCGAGCACCAUUGCCAAAUUUCACCACCUCUAUCGGACAAGUGAGACGGUGCCGCUGUAUCAAUCGGUCAUGGAACUUGUACGGACAUGCCAGAUCGCAUUGGUCCUGUACGAUAAACUCCAACCAACGUACGCUGACGGCCUGCUUUGCGAUGUGACUGAGCGAGCAAUCAACGAUUGGUGGACAGAUAUUGGGACCUAUUUCUACAAUGUCGAGCCUAGUGACGGUAUUCUCGGGCCAACCACAGUGGCGGCUCUUCUUGGGCUUCUUAUUGGAGCUUACAAUCGCCUCAAAGCCUUCGGAUCUCCUGUUGGAAAGGACGUCUUGGAUACUGUGUCAAUGAAGCGAGCCAUUGGUCAUUUCCAGAAAGGCCAAAAGAUGGAGAAGACUCGACGACUCGAUCGAGAGACCCUCGAUCGUCUCCACAGGGCCACAGCCAAAAAUGCCAGCGGUGAGGGUUGGACAGUGCCAAAGGCAGUUAAGUCCACCGUUGCUGAGCUUAGUGGCAAGGGAGGGGAGAUGGUCAUGGGCAUAGUGGGGGGUCGCGAUAAGGCGGGCAUCUCGGAGGCUGAAACUAUGGACAUUGAACGUUUUGCUCAGCUGGUUACUGGUCCUAAGAUGAAGUGGCUCUGGCAAGGGAAGCCCAUCAAGUCGGGCGAUCCGUUCGCCUGGCCGACUGGUGACCUUGACCUCAAAGGAAGAGUGUUCAGCACAGACGAUCAAGGCAAUUUCUUGUGGACCGGCAAUCAGCAUGAGUCCACCUCAGAUAUAAACGCCCUUGAACGGACUGAUACGGUGUACACGAAUCAAUCGGACUCUAAGUCCGGCCGGCACCGUUUGAGAGGAGCCGUUGGAGGCCUGAGAAGCUACAACCAUCGCUAUCAGAAAGACAUUGAAGAGACCCAGGAUUGGGUCGAAACCGCCGCGACCAGGUCCACCCUUCGUGAUCAUACACUAAGGGCGGCGACUGGAAUGUCUCAACUAGAUGGACCUCAUGUGUUUGACAUGAGCUUGGUCAAUACAGAGCCGGCUUCGCCCCGUGGCGAACGGCGCCAGCCCCUUCGCCGAACUCAAACGACGACUGAGAAGAGAAUACCUUCCCAUCGGGAACAGCUGCGACCCGCCUUGCCAGGAGACUCGCCCAGGAGAAAGAAGGUGGACGCCGAGUUGGCCGACCUACGGAAUGAAUUCAAAGCAGAUAUCUAUCGCAAUUUCUCUGCUACGAUGCCAUAUAAAGGCCUCAGCAGCCGGGUCCUGCGGCGAACGCAGAGCAGCGUCCAACUAAUCGGCCAUACCAUCGACAGUCCCCGCCAGAACCGAAUCAACCGGCGACUUUCCUUCAGCGUGGUGGAAAGCGCAGUUCUGGACACGGGCAAAGACAUCGUGGAGGAGGGCAUUUUGAAGGGCAAAAUCGAGGGAGACCUCACUAAUGCACUGGCUGAACGAGACGCCCUAGUGGCCUCUGCACAGAAGAAAGCUAAACGCAUCCAGCGCAUUCAACAAGGUCUAGUCCCAUACACAGAAAGCCGAGUCGCCCAUGUGGAGAGCCUGGAUCGAGUCGCGCAUCAACAUCUUGAAGAACUCAACGAACUGUACUAUCAUCGUCUGGAAGAGUAUCAGACUCUACAAGCUACUUCGUCCGAUCUUGUGUCGCAAGAGAAGACUGCUUUGACGGAGAGCUUUCGACGCAUGGAAAUGCUGGGUGCGAAACUGGAUUAUGAACUGGACAGCCUGCAGAGUCGACUGCAGGAGGUGGAGGAUGGGGUCGAUGACUUUGAACGAAAUGUGUUGCUUAUUGAGGGGCGGGCCAGGGAAUUGAAUGGUGAAAAUGAAGGCCCCCCUGCAAGUUCGUCGUGGAUUGCCAGGAUGCUGAGCCUUUUGGGAACGAAGAAAUGA
Messenger RNA from Cladophialophora psammophila CBS 110553, 2544 nucleotides. RefSeq lists its product as uncharacterized. Gene Ontology annotation, cellular component: Sin3-type complex. The transcript has a single exon. Lineage: Eukaryota; Fungi; Ascomycota; Eurotiomycetes; Chaetothyriales; Herpotrichiellaceae. The record is from RefSeq and is a predicted model, not a curated record. The coding region runs from base 1 to 2544 and encodes 847 amino acids.